AUGGCUGUGAAUAGCACUCCGGUCAAUUGUGAAAUAACCGACUGCGUUUCUGAUUAUAUCAGCACUAAUCUCCAGACAAUCCUCCUUCGCGAAGUCCCGGCGUACAAGAAAGAAAUCCUUACUGACUUCAGCUUCAUCCUCUAUCUCGAUAUGGCUGCAAAGCUCGGUCAGACUGCCGAGAGCAUCUGCAGUCCAAAGUGGACUGUCGCGCGAGACUCGACAGUCUACCAGACCGCUCCGGCUGCAACCACAACUGGCUCAAAGAUAAAUGAUGAUCGUGCUCCAUCCACCCAUGGCUUGGCCCACUCUGUUCGACAGAGAUCUCACAAUGGAAGAAGUGCCUCUCUCAAGCUCACCGUCCUCAACCCCACCAGUCGUGUCUGGGCAAUGGUCGCAGGUGGAGGUGUAUCCAUCGUCUACAGCGACGCCAUCACAGCAGCAGGUUUCACACAUGAACUUGCCAAUGACGGUGAAUGCUCUGGUGCCCCAAGCGAGGGCCAGACAUUCGAAUACGCCAAGACUAUCCCUGUAACUUUCAAAGGCACCAUUCACACACUUACAUCCUGCAAAUCUCAACUCAUUGCACACAAUGCCAAUAUCUACGUCCGUCGCGGUGGUCCCAACUGGCAAGAAGGUCUCAAUGCCAUGCAUCUACUCGGUGAAUCCCUCGGCAUCCCUAUCCGUGUCUCCGGCCCUGGUACCCACAUCACCGAAACUUCAUCCUGCCCGCAAUUUUUGAGGAGCUGCCUGCUGCUUUGA
Messenger RNA from Suillus subaureus, 759 nucleotides. RefSeq lists its product as uncharacterized. Lineage: Eukaryota; Fungi; Basidiomycota; Agaricomycetes; Boletales; Suillaceae. The transcript has 4 exons. The record is from RefSeq and is a predicted model, not a curated record. The coding region runs from base 1 to 759 and encodes 252 amino acids.